Molecule: messenger RNA, 636 nt
Organism: Trypanosoma conorhini
Lineage: Eukaryota; Euglenozoa; Kinetoplastea; Trypanosomatida; Trypanosomatidae
Exons: 1
Coding region: 1-636 (211 amino acids)
Molecular function (GO): RNA binding
Source: RefSeq, a predicted model, not a curated record
AUGGUGAAGCGGGACCUGGAGAAGGAGCGGCAGCUGGAGCUGGCCGCCAUUUGGGGCAGCGAGGCGGACGGCGAGCUCCGCUACCCGAAACGUCGUCGGCCAGCGGCGAAGCGACCAGCGGCGGCCGCCGGCGCGGACGCUGUGGACGAGGUGCUCUCCUCCUUUGGCAGCGACGCGGUCAGCGAGGGCGGCUCGGACCGCGGCGCCCCAAGGAAGAAAAAGGAGAAGAAGGGCAAGAAGGCCUCCAGCGCGUACCGGCUUCACUGCUUCGUCGCCUCCGGCACGGAGCGUAACGCAGUGCGUACCGUUUUCGACGCGUACGAGCCCAAGGUGGAGCUGCGGGUGUCGCAGAAGGGCAACCUGCUUAACAAGACGCACUACGCGGUGCUGACGUUUCGCAACAAAGCGAUGGCCCUCCAUGCAGUCAAGACGCUGGACGGCACCGACCAGCGCGACCUCCUCGGUGUUAGGGAGAUGAAGCUAGGACUGAUGCUCUCAAGGAAAGAGCACAAUGCGUCGCGUAGGAACAUGCGUAAUCGCCUGCGUGAAGAGCGGGAGCGAAGAAUGGUGGAAGAGACGGAAGAAGAAGCGGGGUUCAUCAAAAAUUUUGUGAAAAUGUACGCCCGUACUGGAUAG